This is a messenger RNA of Closterium sp. NIES-65, 6972 nucleotides long. Lineage: Eukaryota; Viridiplantae; Streptophyta; Zygnematophyceae; Desmidiales; Closteriaceae. The record is from the annotation of a GenBank genome assembly.
AUGAGCCAGUUCGGAGCGGUGCAGCCAAGAGUAGAGGUGGAUCGAGCGUUGCCGUCGCCGUCGCACGAGCAUCAGCGGCGGAAGGCUCAUCUUCACCCUCCACGCCAGCAGUCGCAGCCGCUUGUCUCGCAGCAAGGGUCGUCGGGGCUGUCAGAUCAGAACGGGCAUUUACGAGCCGACCCGCAAAUGCCUCCCUCCCAACCACAGGCCCCACAGCAAGCAUCAGGCUUACGGUCCGACCCUGUAGUGGCCCAGCUAACCCCUGUGGCCUCACCGCUCGUGUCGCAGCAGUUGGUAUCGGGAGCAGAUCUAGCGCGUCGGCAGCAGCUGGCGCUGCUAUCGCAUCAGCUAUUGGCGUCGGGGCUGGCCAACGGUCGUUUGACUGUCAACCACGCUUGGCCGUGCCACGCUCGUUCAGCGACUCAAGCGUCUCAGACGACUCACACGACUCAGAUUACGCAGACGAAUCAAACGACUAACGCGUCUCAGUCGAUUCACGCGACUCAGACGACUCAGGCAGGCGCCACAGGGAUGGCUGACAGCAGUCGAUUAGAUCCCUGCGGGCCGUCGGGGCUGAAGCCCUCGCUUGUGGCGGAAGCAAUUCCUUCGGCCGCGAGGCAGGGGGCAGGGUUGGCAGCGGAGGGGCCGUUGCUGGAUGGGAAAACCACUCUUUUUCUUCCCUCCGGCCGUCAGUCGCCCUCCCCUCUACUGCUCCCGCCAUCCCCCAUGCUGCGGCAGCAGCAAGCAAACAAGGCGGGCCCGUCCGCGGGCAAGAAGCGCCGCCACCUUGUGGACGAGCCGCCGGGGCUGUGGCUGGGUGACGAGUGCGACGCUGCCACGUGUACGUCGGACCGGUCGGGCAGCCCGUGUGGCGUGUGCGCGGCGAGCGUGCUGGUGGUGCAGGGUGACCGCGGUUGGCGCGAGGGCGGGGCCGCCGUGGAGGCGCGGGUGGUGGGCGACGAGGAGGGCGGGGGGGCGAGCGCGCACGUGCUCGCCGUGCUGCUGCGCGGCCACGCGCGCUUCUCGUACCGCCCGGAGCAGGCGGGGGCGACGGGCAGCAGCAACCGCGUGACGGGCGCAAUCAUGUGGCGCCCUCCCCCCGACGCGGACGCGGGCAGCAGCGCCGCCUCGUGGGCGCUGGAGUUCGCGGAGAGGAAGGAGUGGCGAAGGUUCCAGCAGCUGCACGACUCAUGCGCCCAGCGCAACAGCCGCGCCGUGUCGGCGCGCCGCAUCCCCAUCCCCGGCGUGCGCGUCGUGCCCUGGCGCUGGCGCCUGCGCGGCUCCUCCUCCGCGUGCGCGGCCAGCAGCAGCGCCAGCAGCGACAGCGUGGCGGGGCCAGUGGAGGGCGCGGAGGCGGGUGAGGGGGGGCGCGAGGCGUUCGCCCCCCCGGCGGGGUACAUCCGCGGAGUGGACGAGGCGGAGCGCGUGCGGCCCGGCAGCCGCCACGUGGUCUAUGACCUCGACUCCGACGACGAGCGCUUCCUCUCCGCGCUCCCCCGCACCCUCCGCCGCGCAGGGUUGGAGGGGCAGGCAGGGGGGGAAGGGCAGGCAGGCGGGGAAGGGCAGGCCAGGGGAGAGGGGAGAGAGGCGUGUGAUGGCAGAGGGAGUGAUGGCGAAAUGGCGGGGAGUAUGGUGGCGGUGAGCGAGUGGCAGGUGGCGGUGAGCGAGAGGCAGGUGGAGAGGGUAAUGGACCGGCUGGAGAAGGAGGCCUUCGCUGCACGCUCGCUGCUCUCCGAGGCACACGCUCUGCGCUGCUGCGCGCACCUGGCGCCGCCAGACGCUGUGCGCGCCGUCUUCCACCACUGGCGCGCCAAGCGCGCCCGCAAGGGCACCGCCCUCUGCCGCCACUUCCAGCUUGCCUUCUCAUUGCACCUGUGCCUCUCCCUCCCUUUCCGCCCCCCCUCCCCCUCCCCCGUGUCAUGCGACGCCCCGCCGCUGCAGCGCGCCCCAUGGGAGGUGUAUCAGGCGCAGGUGACCGAGUGGCAGCGGCAGCUGCAGCUGCUGCACGCCCGCGAGGCCACGCCCCUCGCUCCGUCUCCCACGCCGUGGCCCUCGGGGCAGCCAGCAGGAAGUGCGGAGGCAGCAGCGGAGCAGAGGGCGGGCGAGGGAGCGGGGAUGGGUGGCAUGGUGAGGCAGGGAGAGAGUGGUGUCGGGCUACAGAGGACACCACACAGCCACUCGCAGCAGCAGCAAGAGGAGGGAGGGGAGCAGCAGCAGGAGGGAGGAGCGGGGCGUGCGGUAGCAGGGCAGCAGGGGCAGGUGUCCCCUGGUGCAGCAGCCAGGCACGAGCAGCGUGAUCCCCACGACCAGCACACAUGCAGCAUAGCAGCAGCAGGUGCCGAGGCAGCAGCAGGUUUAUCCACUCCUGCUCUUCCCAGAAGCCCGGCCGCCUCCUCCUCUCCCUUCCCCUCGCCCAUUCCCUUCCGCACGCCCAUCACCCCUGGCCCUGGCAGUGCAGCGCAGCAGCGUGUGCCCGCCAUCCCCCGCCCGCCUCUCUUUGCCUUCUGCCUGCAGCCACGCGCCCACGCGCGCAGGGCCCCCUUCCCCUCGCGCCCGCGCUCCACCAAGCGCGCGCCGCCCUCCGCGGAUCACGUGGCAGGCGCAUGGGGCGGCGCUGCUGCGGAGAGUGCGGAGGGCAGCCCGCGGGUGGUGGGCGUGGCGACGCGUGCAGAGCCGCUCCCCGUGGGCGAGGCGCAGCAGGGGGGGCGGCGAGAGGGCGCGGAGGGGCUGGUGGCGGCCAAAAGGCAGCGUCGCGUGGUGUGCCUCGCAGACCUGGGAGGCGAGGAGGCGGAGGGCAGCAGCAGGGCCGGCUCAGCAGGUGGCUCAGUAGGCGGGGCAGCAGGCGGGGUAGCAGGCGGAGCAGCAGAGUCUUUCCCUGGCGCAGGCCACGAGGGGGGGGUGAGUGCGCUGCGUGGGGACUUAUCUCGCGCGCACCCCUCGUCCGCGCGCCGCUCGCCCACAGCGUGGCCUCGCCUCACCACCACCUCGCCGCGGUCUCCCCUCCCCUUCGCCUUUCGCCUGAGCCUCCGUCUUAGCACACCCCUGGACCCCGCACACUUGGAUGCCUCUCCGCAAGCGCUGCCGCUGGCGCAGCAGCAGGUGUACGGGGGGGGCGAGGGGGGGAUGCGGCAGUUGCUGAGGCAGCAGCAGGCGAGGCACGCAAGGGGGCGGGCUGCGUGGGGCGUGCAGCUGACGGGCAGCGCGGGGGUGAGCGGGGCGGGCGGGGACGAAGCAGCAGCGCCCACGCCACCACACGGCACUGCUGCGGGGCCCCUUGCGUUGCCUGCUGCUGCCUCCGCGCAGCACCAGCUGCCCGGCGCUCCCCUGGUGGCUGCACGGCUGAGCGGCGCCGUUGCACGCGCGGCUUUGGUGGAGGCAGGGGCAGGGCAGCAGUGGGAGCAUGGGAGGGGCGGCAGCAGAGGGGGCGAGGGCGAGUGCGAGGGCGAGGCGGAGCAGGUGAGUGGAGUGGCGGGCGUGCGGUCAGAGCUGCUGUCGCUGGCGCACGCGCGCACGGGCAAUAAGGGUGGCGCACGCUGUGACGUCGCGCACGCAGCAGCAGCAGCAGCAGCUGCUGUGGCGGCGCCAGGGGAGGGCAGGGGUGCAACGCCGAGGGGUGCGGGCGUGGGGCAGUGGGCGCAGUGCAGGGCGGAGGGUAGACCGUCGCCGUUUGGGGUGAGAGGUUCGGCGCAGGCGAGGGCAGGCGCAGGAGGGAGGGGAAGGCGCAGGGCGCGGGCAAUGUGGGUGCUGCAGCAGACACAUCAGCACGUGGGGUGGGCAGGCGAGGCAGCGCGCACACAAGUGGGUGGAGACGGCUCGGUGAGUGGCACAGAGGUGCAGGCAGCAGGUCUCGACGCACACGCUCACGCAGGCAGCAGCAGCGCGGGGGGGAGGCGGGUGGUGGGUGACAGGCUGCCUCGGGCGAGCGGACUAGCGGCGCCUGGCGUGCGUGGCAGUGGUGGCGCCGUGGCAGCAGUUGAUGGGGGGGGCGAGGCACACACCAUAGUGGCCGAGAGUGCAGUGAGCGCACAGGGGCUGGGGUGUGCGGGGCAGGGUGCUCAAGAUGAAGAGUGGCGCGGGGCGGUAGGCAGAGAGGCGCGAGCAGAGAGCGGCGGUGCUGCCGUGAUGAGCGGAGAGGUGGAGGAUGGGGCAGGUGGAGGGGCGGGCAAGGGCACGGUGGUGUACCACCGCAAGCGACAGCGGUCGUGGCGAGCAGCAGGCAGUGGUCGUGGCGAGCCUCACGCGGGCAGCGCCGCUGCCUGGCGCCCUGGCAGGCCCAGCAUGGCCGGCCUGUCCCCUGUCCGCCUGCUCCUGCCUGUGCCCCUCACCCCCGCUCCUUCCCUCCCUGCCUCGCCGCUCCGCCUGCCUCCCCACGUACCAUGGCCUCGUCCCCCUCGCCCUCCUACCGUGCGUCCGUCUGCAGCACGGGACCCAGCAUGGGCAGCCGUCGGCAGUGAGGGGCUGGGGCGAGAGGUGGAAGGGCGAGGGGAGGAGGGGCAAGGGGUGCAGGGGCGAGGGGAGGAGGGGCAAGGGGUGCAGGGGCGAGGGGAGGAGGGGCAAGGGGUGCAGGGGCGAGGGGAGGAGGGGCAAGGGGUGGAGGCGGAGGUGGGGUUGGCGAGAGAAAGGGCGAGGAGUGCAAGGGCGAGGGCAGGUGCAGCGAGGGCGAGGGCAGGUGCAGCGAGGGCGAGGGCGAGCGAGGUGCAGCAGGUGGCUGAUGCGGCGCUGGAGCGCGCCUGCCACUGCCUCGCUCUCCUGCGUGCUGCUCAAGCCCUGCCCACCGCUAUGCCCUCUCCCGUGGCCCCUGCCAUGCCCCCUGCCAUGCGCCCUGUUCCUCCCCACCACCUUGUUGAUGCCGCUCGUCCACCAGCCACUCUGCCAGCCGUCACUGCAGUCCAUGCAUGUGCCCCACCGCCCCUAUCACCUCCUCCUGCUGCUCCUCUUGCGGCUGCGUCCGCUGCUGCUCUUGCUCCUGCUCCUGCUGCUGCUCCUGCUGCUGCUGCUGCGGCUGCCGCUGCCGCUGCAACUGCUUCUGAUGCUGCUGUUGCCGCUGCUCUGGAUUCUGAUGCCGUUCGAGCUGCCUCUCCUGCUGCCUCUCCUGCUGCUGCUGCUUCUCCGUGUCCUGACAGUGCAGCUCCGGGUGAAUGCCUGGACGGGCAUCAUUGCCGUGGGGAGGGUGAAGAGGGUGGGGAGGGUGAAGAGGGUGGGGAGGAUGGCGAGGGUGGGGUGAGGGGCAGUGGGGGAGGUGCUGGGGAUGGUGGAGAGGGGAGUGCAGGGUUGGUGGAUGGUGGGCGGCAGCAUGGCAGCGAGGGUGAUGCAGUGCGGAAUUGUGGCAGCGGGCAGGGUUGUGCUGGGGCGGGGUGUGCAGGAGGGCAUGCAGCAGCUUGUGUGAGUGGCGAUGGGUGGAGAGAAUCAGGUGGGUGUGUGCCCCUGCCGCCUCCUCCAUGUGCCGCUCAACCUCGCCCCCCUGCCACGCCUACCAGCCCGCCUCCCAUGCUGCUGCCUGUGCCGCCAACCGUCCCCCAUCCACAGCAGGCAAGCCCCCCUCUCCCUCCUCCCACAUCGUCUCCUCAGCUCUCCCCCUCACCGCAGCAGCAGCAGCAGCAGCAGCGGGCGGGCAGCAGCCCAGUGGCGCGGAGGCCGUCGUUCCCGUCGCCCUCAUCAGUGGCCAAGCGAGCAGCCGUCACGUACCGCCGCGCUGACGUCACUCUGCGCCGCGCUGACGUCACGCUGGGCGAGGAGGGGUGCGGCGGCUUCAGCCUGCUGCUGCCCUCACCGCACUUCCCUCUGCGCGCUGCCUCCGUCACGCAUGUACCUGCUGACAUCACUCUCCCGCAUGCUGAGGUCACCAUCUCCGAGCCCCUCUGUGGCAGCGAUGGCAGCAGCCGUCGCCCUGCCAGCCCACGGCCAGCGCCCCUCAUGCCCUCCGCCUGCACGCUCGAUUCCCUCCAACCCCCCCGCGCUGCACUUGCCCCCACCCCUUCUCCACCGCUCUCUCAUGAGCGCGAGGGCGAGGGUGGGCAGGGGUGUGGGGAUGUGUGGAGCAUGGGAGGAGGGACGAAGGAGAGUGAAGAGAGCAGCAGGGAAGGAAUGGGCUCGGCGCUGCAUGCAGUAGUUGAGGUGGACGGGGUGGUGGAGGGACGUGGCAGCAUGGGUGUACACGAGCACAUGGCUGGUGGCGGCAGCUGCCAGGCGAGCAGUGAUGCGGCGCGCAUGCAAGUGGAUGGGGUGCAGUGGGGUGGAGGACAGUGGGGCAGCGCAUGUGAAGGAGAGGCGAUGCAGGCAGCAAGUGAAUCAGGUGGAGAUGAGACUAGCGGGGAGGGGCGAGGCAGGCAAAGACUCAGGGAGGAGGGAUGUGGGGGGAAGCUGGGUGUGCACAGGACGUUCGAGGGGGGCAGCAGGUGGGGGAGGACAGGGCAGCUGCCACAUGUCACUGGGGUGGGGGAGAGGGACGCAGCACACGGGUGUGAAGGAGGAGAUGGUGGUAUAGAGGGGGCAGUGAGCAGUGGAGCUGAGUGUGCAGCAGCAGGGCGAGUGGGGAGAGGAGGUGCGGAUGAGGUGUGCGAGGCAAUGCAGGGAGAGCAGUGUGUGCUGCCGGGUGACCCUGCGUGGAGUGGGCAUGGCGGCAUGGGGACGGCGUCGGGUGAUGUGGCGGAGUGUGAGCACGGGAGCCACGCACGCGGGGAUGAGGCGGCUUGCGGGAAUCGUUCAGGGUCGGCAGGUGCGAGGGAGGCUGCCCAUGCGGGGCAGGGUGAGGGCGGUAAGGGCGGGGCAGCUGUGAUGGUGGUGGGGCCGUUGCCACUGCUGCCUGUCCCCGAGGCCCCUUUGCGUGAGCGGUGGAUGGGCUGCGGUGCGCAUGGGUGGAAGGAAGCUCCCACAGCGGUGUUGCAGGGGCAGGCCCAUUCAGGGGAGGUGGGGACAACAGGGGGCUUGGAUGGCAGAGAGGAGGGUGAGAGGCACAGCAGAGUGGGCAGUUGA